AUGUCCGCCACGACUACUAUUGCGCCAUUGACAAAUACGUCUCAAGAUAAAAACGACAAGCCCGAAACGUCCCAUGCUGUUCAAGCCAUCUCGCAGGGAGUUCCUCUGCCCGGGAUCCCCUCAUUCACAUCCAUCGACAAGAGGCGACGAUGGAUGCUAGAGCACAUGGCCGGCGCGUUUCGGGUUUUCGGCCGUAACGGAUAUGGCGAGGGAAUGGCCGGCCAUAUCUCUCUGCGUGAUCCCGAGCAUUUAGACUGCUUCUGGACUAAUCCACUAGGAGUCCACUUCAGCCUGGUCAAAGUGUCGGAUCUCAUUCUGCUCAACCAUAACGGCGAGCCUGUAGGUGGGAACAUGAAACGACCAGCCAACGCGGCAGGAUUCCAGAUCCACGGCCAUUUACACCGCAAAUAUCCUCAUGUCAAUGCGGCGUGUCACACGCAUUCGGUCAACGGCAAAGCAUGGUCGACCUUUGCCCGCCCCUUGGACAUGAUCAACCAAGAUGUGACCAUGUUCCAUGGCGAGGCACAGGCGGUUUAUCCCGAGUUUGGCGGUGUCGUGUUUGAUCCGGAGGAAGGAGAGCGCCUGGCCAAAGCCCUUGGACCAAAGGGCAAGCUCCUUAUCCUCAAAAACCACGGGCUUUUAACAGUUGGUCAAACAGUAGACGAAGCCGCGUAUCUUUUCACCUUGGCUGAGAGGAGCUGUGAGAUACAGCUCAAGGUUGAUGCAGCUGCCGCAGCUGGUAUUCCCAAGCAGAUCAUUGAUGAUAAGGUAUCCGAGUAUACAUUUCAGAUGACCAGUGAGCCGGAGGCACACUACUGCGAGUUCCAACCCGCGUAUGACCUUGAGCUGGAGAUGUCCGGAGGGCGAUUUCUCGAGUGA
This is a messenger RNA of Aspergillus chevalieri, 879 nucleotides long. RefSeq lists its product as uncharacterized. Gene Ontology annotation, molecular function: actin filament binding. Gene Ontology annotation, cellular component: cytoskeleton. The transcript has 3 exons. NCBI's taxonomy places the organism in Eukaryota, Fungi, Ascomycota, Eurotiomycetes, Eurotiales, Aspergillaceae. The coding region runs from base 1 to 879 and encodes 292 amino acids. The record is from RefSeq and is a predicted model, not a curated record.